AUGACAAAUUGAACUGUCAAAAUUUUAUCUCUAAAAGUUUUGAUGAUUUUGGAAAUAACAUAAAUUAAAUCAUGAUGAAAAUGAUAAUUGAGUGAACGAUACAAGCAUUUCAAUAAUGCCACGUUUGUGUUUUAUAGCUGAUUAGUUUAAAACAUGUUUGCGUCUUUAAAAAAUAAAAUUCGCGAAGAAACAGGGAGUGAUUUAUCCAAGUUAACAGCAAAAAUCACUUCUUCCACAGUUCAAAAGAUUGAAUCUUUACGAGGUCGCUCAACUCAAGGUUCAACUUCCAGUUUAAAUUCUAUAGUAUCUUCAGAAGGUGUAAGGGAAGAUGGUCCUAUCGAUUCCGAUGAAUUCAAGAAAAGGUUGAGCAGAAUUGAAUACGAUUUUUUAAGAAAACUGGAUAUCAAAGAAUCAGAAUGGCGUGAAAUAGUUAAAGAAAAAGAUAAAAGGAUACAGUCAUUAGAAAAAGACCGAGACGAAACGCAACAACAGAUAGCUAGUCUAAGGGAGUCUCUUAAGAAUGCUGAAGAAUUCAAUUCUAAAAUACUUUUACACAAAGAAAACAACGAACAGUUAGAAAGUUUACAAAAUCAAGAAUUAAAUAAAGUUAAGAAUUUAGUUCUGUUGAGAGAUCAAGAAAUUAAAGAAAAAUCAAAUGCUCUCAAAGAGGCUAAUGUCCAGUUGGAAAAAUUACGUAAUGAGGUUGCUAGAUUAAGGAGGCAAGAAGAACUGCUGAGUGAUGUACAGGACGAUUUGGAGGCAUUAAGACAUAGUACAGCCAGAGAUUUGGCGCAUCUUGCUUCCAGUUUAUCCAAAAGCGAACAGGAGAAAAAACAUUUACAAGAUUUAGUUGUCAUAUUAAGGCAGAAUAAUAAUGACGGUACAACUGAUGAUAAAGUCAUUUCAGAAAGAAAAUUGUUGGAACAGAGACUAGAAGAGGCGCAUCUUCAUUUGACUGAUAUUAAAACAUCUUGGAGCGAUAAAAUAGCAGCUUUAGAAACGCAAGUGGGUAGACUGAGUAGACAGGCAGCCGAAGAAGGAUCUGAAAGGCGGAGAGCUGUACAAGAAAAAGAAAAACUUGAAGAAAAAUUAAAACAGCUCGAGGCCGAAUUGGAAUGUAACAAAUUUGAAUUGAUGAAUCGGGAUAUUAAAAUAAAGCGUCUUUCGGAAGAUGUAAAUGAAUUAUCAGCUGAACUCAAAACCAUACAUUCCGAUAACGAGGAAGAAAUUACUUUCCUCAGAACUGAACUUGAUAACGCAAAAACCGAUUUAAAAACAGCAAAGAAAAAUUUAGAUAAUGUAGGAAAUGAAUUGGGAAAAUCAGAAGAAGAGAUAAAUAAAUUGAAGAUCACCGUAGACAAGGAGCAUUUAAUUAAUAAUUCUCUGAAGGAAACCAUAACAAAAUUAGAGAAAGAAUUAUCGGAAGAAAGAGCCAAUUCAUUGAACGUACAAAAGACUUUAACCAGGGUGACUUCUGAAAAGAAUACGACUCUUGUACGUAACGCGGAGAUUUCCCAACAAAUGGAACUAGUCAAACAGGAAAUAAGACAACUAGAAAGAGAAAUGUCGGAACAUUUGAAUCGGUUAUCAAAUUUGGAAGAAGAAAAUACCAAAUUGAAGGAUAGCGUGCAAAUAGAACAAAGACUGAGAAAAAAUAUAGAGGAACUACAAGAACAGAUAGCAGAAAAAAAUAAGAAUAUAAAAACCUUGCAGCUACGUUUGGCCGAUAUGAAAAAGACUCUACAACAAGAAUUGAGAACUCCGGGAAACCCUAAUUACCAUUCCGAUUUAUUGGAUCUUAAUUCUGCUGCUAUUUUGACCCCGACUCAAAUGUCAAUUCGACAUUUUCCUUCGCUGGUUAAAAGAGACGACGAAGAUGUUAAUUUUAAAUAUUUGAAACACGUUAUUUUGAAAUUUUUAACUAGUAGAGAAUACGAAGCUCAACAUUUAAUUAAAGCAAUAUCGACACUAUUGAAAUUUACGACAGAAGAAGAAAAAUUGAUACAAGACACUUUGGAAUGGAAGAAAUCGUGGUUCGGUUCCAAACCGAAAUAUCCGACGUCGGGGGGUAAAUUGAAAAAUUUCCCUAAUAGUUGAUGGUUGUUUUUUACCGAAAAGUAUUUUUUACAACAGUAUUCUUAACUUAUUUUUUCAAAAUUGCCUAUAAUAUUUAAAGAAAAAAAUAAAUUAGUGGCUUCCAUAUGGUAAAGAAGGUCACAACUAAACUUAUAACUUUGUUUAAUUAAGUUAGAAUUUCUGGAACCGUUGGUGAUAUUCAUACUGAACACACUGUUUACACCAAAACUCACAAUUACUUUGUCAGACUCGCGUUUCAAUAACUUUUCGCUUUUUGUUUAACACAUCCUGUAUUUCGAUACUUCUAUGUUGGUAUUAUCGUCUGCGGUUCGACGUGACGAUAAGGAUUCUACUACAUAGUCCGUAAACGUCACUUCCGCCCCAGAACCGGCGUAGAGCGCCUACUCAAAUCAAUUAGAAAAAAGAGGGAUCAUCAGAAUUUUCGUCCGCUAAUAUAAUUUUCUUUAGGUUGGAGCAGUGGAUUCUCGCGCGUCAGGUGCACAUCAUCACCGCAGGUGAAACUACCACCGAUGGCACAAGGAUGAGAUCGUCUCCCAGUCUAAUUUGGUGACUGGUAAGCCAAUCCUCAACCUGAAAAGAGAUCAAAAACCAUAUAAUUGAAUGAAAAUAAACUCUUAGAUAGUGUUUCAUGGCAGCUUUAUACGUAAGUGGACAGUACUCGGUAGGCAAACAUGUCUGUCGAAAAUCUUAGUGCUGCACACGGAAAGUUGUUUAGAGUCGAACCAUGCGACGUACUCUAAUGAUGUUGGAGGUUGCGUACGACUCCAACUGCAGGAGACCAGAAAGAAACAUGUGCCCGUGUUUGGCCAACAAAUUAAGAGCGCAAUUUUUAAAAAUUCUGUCGCUUCUCGGGUCGGGAAUGUUCCCGCAGUCAUCCAUCUUGUUAUUUUCCCGACUCUUGGAGAACUAAGGGUUCGACGUUGGAGGCCCAUGCUCGGACAGUCGAUUGUUGUGAAGGCCCGUGGCGCCGGUUAAAGAAAAAAGAAAUAAUUCUCGUUGUUUGUUAACACGUCUUAGUAUCUCCUUCAAUGUCCACAUUUCCAUACCGUAAAGAAGCACCGAAUAAAUUUGAUGAAUCUUAAUCGUAGAUUAAGAUCCAAGACUGAGAUGGUUAACAUUUUUCGAAAGUUUCAGAAAUGCCUGUCCGUAUUUUAUUUCUUUGUCUAUGUCCAGUCUUCAAAAAGCUUUAUGCCCAAAUACUUAAAUUUACUUUUUCUAUAGUCCCCCCUUUAACUAUCAAAUAAUAUAAAAAUAUAAUAAAAGUAAUUAGCGGUGUGUAUUUAGAGUCUUUGAUUAGAGCUUUUUUAAUUAUUUAACUAAGUACAUACUUUCAGGGAAUCAUUAUAUACAUUCCGACUGUAUGUGAUAUACGGGGUACAUUCUUAAACUAAGUUUGUAUAUAUGUAUAUAACCUUGUUCUUUAUGUGUAUUUAUACAUUUUCCAAAAAAAAAUAUUAAUAUAUUUAUUUCCAAACAAA
Diorhabda carinulata is the source of this 3575-nucleotide messenger RNA. RefSeq names its product golgin subfamily A member 1. Gene Ontology annotation, cellular component: Golgi apparatus. NCBI's taxonomy places the organism in Eukaryota, Metazoa, Arthropoda, Insecta, Coleoptera, Chrysomelidae. The record is from RefSeq and is a predicted model, not a curated record. Bases 154 to 2097 code for a protein of 647 amino acids. The transcript is spliced from 7 exons.